This is a messenger RNA of Diaporthe citri, 501 nucleotides long. RefSeq lists its product as uncharacterized. The record is from RefSeq and is a predicted model, not a curated record. The transcript has a single exon. Gene Ontology annotation, molecular function: iron ion binding; oxidoreductase activity, acting on paired donors, with incorporation or reduction of molecular oxygen; heme binding. Bases 1 to 501 code for a protein of 166 amino acids. NCBI's taxonomy places the organism in Eukaryota, Fungi, Ascomycota, Sordariomycetes, Diaporthales, Diaporthaceae.
AUGCGUGUAUAUUCCGUCAGCACGGCCACACGCAUAGCUAUGGAGGACUAUCAGCUCAACGACCAGUACCUUCUCAAGAAAGGAAGUGCCAGCAUGAUGCCGUCAACGGUGCAGCAUAUGAAUCGAGCCGUCUGGGGUGAUACAGUUGAUGAACUCAACUACGAGAGAUUCGUUCCUGGAUCCAAACGAGACAACCCGGUCGCUUUCCGUGGAUUUGGUGGGGGAACGACAUUGUGCCCCGGGCGGCAUUUCGCAUCCACUGAAAUUCUCAUGUUCUCUCGAUUUGACCUUUAUCCUGUGGGUGGCAAGUGGGCUGCACCUAUGACAGCCAAGUCGCCGAUGGUGAAUGCGAUGCCUGUGCCUGAUUGGGACAUCAAUGUUGAGAUGCGACCUAGGAACGACCAUGCGUGGAGGGUCUCUUUUUCUGGAUAUGAGAGGGGCAUGGAGAUAGCAGCCGACGACAUUGAAGGUGCCAGUCCUGACUUGGACAAGGAACAAUGA